AGAUUGUUUGUUGCUUGUUUCCUUGCGGGGUCAGUAUCCUGCUGCAGGACGCUCAACCAUACAGUAACUAACGAUAACUUACAAUUCAGUGCAUCUUUCCUUCACUCUGCAGAGUGUUGUAUUAAGGUUUUCUGCUGAUUACCAGGUAAAUCUUCAUCAUUUAGCCCUGCUGCGUUAAAGAACGAAGAGUCGUGCAUCUGAAAGUCUUUGACAUCCCGGUGGCUGCUGGAUCUGCUGAGAUGAGAUGAUGUAUUCCAACAGGUCUGAGCACAAUCACAGGGGGCAGUACAGUGAGAGAAGUUCAAGGCAGUGGGACAGCUAUGACGACAGGCGGGAAGAAAGACGUGAACCUCACAGAGAUGUACCCAAGGAUUCAUAUUAUAAAUAUGGCGGGGAUGGACAGAGAGGUGCAGAGAGGACAAGCAGAGGUAGAGAGUACAGCGACUCACCCAAGAGGAAGUACAGUACAGACUCAAUGAACAGAGACUGGAGUAGAAAGAGCCCAGUGAGGAGACGCACGUCUUCAUCUGAUUGGGCUUCUUCUGAAAAGAAAAGGCGAAGGUUUACAGAGGAAGAUGAAGAUGAUUACAGAUACAGGCGUGAGACUGAGGAUAAGUCAAACAGACCUUCUCCAGACGUUUUUUUCCCGCUCACACACUAACAAGGAUUCUAAACACUCACAACAACAAGAUGAAGAUUUCAAAUACAAGAAAACAUCACAAGACUCGAGGCAAAAAUAUCGACAUGAGGAAUUCCCUUACAGGCAUCAUCGGGAUGAUUCAAAUAGCCGACCCUCCUCUGGAUAUUACAAAGAUAAAGAUAGCCAUGAAAAAAGCUGGGAUCGUUCACAAGAACGGAAGCAAUCACAAGAUUACACCUCAAAGAGUUAUGCCAAACCCAGAGAGACAACUGACAGCCCCUCCAAAGACUAUGAGGAUCAUCGUCAUAACAGAGCAAGGCUUUCUUUGAAUGGAUCUAGUGGUCAGUCUUUCGAGAGCGAUGUUUCUUAUCAGAUUCCUGCUAAUCCUGUGGAGAAGAAGACGAAGGGUUUCCAGCGUUUCCUCGAUGUGCUCAACAAGGGGGUCAAUGUUGACACGCUCACCAAGAUAGUGACCCAGAACCCUGAAGGAGGGGAUAAACGACCUCCGUCUCCAAUUUCUUUCAUGCACCCUGAAGACCAACCAUGGUCCCCCAGUUGUGAUGAAGUUCAACAGGCACGUGACAAAAAUAACUCCCAUAGGAAAGAGAAUGUCAGAGCUCAGAAAGUCGCUUCUCCUCAUCACAGGUCUUUCAGCCCAAAGAGAAGCUCCCUGUCUGAUGAAAGGUCUCUACAAAAAGGUGAUGGAGUGCGCAGCUUCCUUAGCUCUAGCAGUAGAUCCAGGUCUCCCUCAGUGGUGGAAAAGGUCACACUGACACCUGAAGAGGAGCACAAGCACAGGCAAAUGCAGGACGUUUUGCAGGCCAUUGGCAUGAAUUUAGGAUUUGAGGAGCUGGGUCAAAUGUCACAUCGGAUCCAGGAGCGGUUGUAUGGAAAGAAGGACAGUGACAGGGAGUGCCAUCGUAGAAGAAACAAGGAAAGGGACACAAGGCGGGCUUUUUCACCAAGACUGCAUAGUAGAUCGUCAUCGAGUAGAUCAAGUUUCAGUCCACCAAGUCAAGAUUAUUACAUGAAAGAAGAUGCAGAUAAUGCUCCAAGAGAUUUAUCAGAAGAAAGGCAAACCCAAACACUGAAACCUGUUGAAUAUGACCCAAACUCCAGCAGUAAUACUUUCUAUGAUGUGAAGAAAUAUGAAACAAACACUCAGGAAAAGACUGCUGUGUCUCAAGCAUUUUCUCAAAACCACACAUACACUUCAUCAGAGCCACCUCCUCCAUCUGUGAUGUCAGCGUACUCUCCUGUAACCAGUUCACCUGCAACACCUUUCCCAGCUCUUCCUCCUGCUCCACCCACCAAUCUCCCUCCAGCUCGGCCUCCAGGGCUCCCUCCAGCUCUACCUCAAGCUCUACCUCAAGCUUUACCCCCUGCUCUGCCUCCUUAUUUCCCCAAUGUUGGACCCAGGUUUUUAUUUCCUUGCCGGCCUCCCGUCUUCCCUAUGCCCCAUGCUCCACCUCCGAACCUCUUUCCUGGACUUCUCCCUCAAACAAGUCACCUACUCCCACAGCACAUGAGUAAUCCUCAGCCGCCCUUUUUUAACCUGCCGCAUAUGAACCCUAUUCAGCCUACAAACAACACACAAAACAAGAAGACAGCGUCAAGGCCCCGCUGUUUGCAAGUCAUUGAAACAAAACAAGCUGGAUGAAGAAAGUAGAUUAGGAUGAAAACCAGACUUUAAAACAGAUAGAUAUUGAUGAUAACGGUCAUUUUCUCCUACAGAAAUAGACACACUAUAAGAUGCUCACUAUGUAAAUGUUCUGGGUUUUGUUAGUCCAGUCAAAACCACACAAUACCAUUUUUUUUCUUAUGUAAGAAAAAAUAAAACCUGUUGAUUAAAAGCAGUAACAUCCUGAAAACACCAGUUUUGUAUUCUGUGCCUACACAGAACAUCAGAAGGGGCUACAAGCUGAGCUGCUGCUAGCUUAUUUGUAGGUGCUCAGCUUGAGGGCUAAUUAUCUAACAGAUCUUAUGAUUAAAACUGCCAAAAUAAUAAGUAAAGCAGUUUUAUUAAAAAACAUAUAUUUCUCUGACCCUCUAUGGUGGUGUUUCGGGGGCUGGGAGCUGAGCUGCUGCUGACUUUGGCUCCAACGCUGAGAGAAAUAUGUCUUCCAGUGAAAAAAAAGUUGUGACUUUAAACUCAAAGAGAGGCUGGAACUUUUGUAUUAGUCGGCAAACAGCACGUUGAAAAACAGAUAAAUGUGGUUACACAUAAAACAUGAGUCACAUUGGAUGAUUUGGAAGUUUGGUGAGGCACUGAUCUGGAGAUAAUAAGGGAACAAAUGAUCGAAGCUUCUUAUUCAACAGCCAGAUAGGAAUUCAAUGACUAAAUUCUUAGUUAUGCACAGUCCUUGGAACAAUUGGAAGCAGCCUUACCAGCAUCAAUAAAGAAUAGGUCAAGUACAGAGAAAACAGACAACAAAUUUAACAACUGACAGUUGACCAGGAGUUGAUUGACGAACCUGUAGGAUGUGUUUGAGCCUUGUACUCAUAGCACAGUGUCAUCCUAGAGAAACGUACUGGAACAAUAUUGAAAAAGUGUCUUGAUUUCUCAGAACUUUGUCUUCACUUUGUUUUCAUGAUUGGUUAAAUCAUGGACUGGUACAUCAUAGCUGCUCUUUGAAUUAUACUUGUCUUGAAAAGUUAUCGUGUAGGAUUCAGGAUUGUCCUAACAAAUUAGCAGAUUUGUCUUUUCACUAUGGCUUCGGUCAGCCUUACUGCACCCGCUCUUUACCUAAGCUGUUUGGUUUAUUGGUUGACAUGUUUUGUUUUUCUGUAUAAAUGCAUAUUGUGUAAAUAACUUGAAUUGCAUAAUAUUAAACAUUUUGAUCUAAAGUGAA
Messenger RNA from Notolabrus celidotus (New Zealand spotty), 3492 nucleotides. RefSeq names its product actin cytoskeleton-regulatory complex protein PAN1-like. Bases 576 to 2300 code for a protein of 574 amino acids. Lineage: Eukaryota; Metazoa; Chordata; Actinopteri; Labriformes; Labridae. The transcript has 4 exons. The record is from RefSeq and is a predicted model, not a curated record.